This is a messenger RNA of Macroventuria anomochaeta, 1806 nucleotides long. RefSeq lists its product as uncharacterized. Gene Ontology annotation, cellular component: nucleus. The record is from RefSeq and is a predicted model, not a curated record. Gene Ontology annotation, biological process: positive regulation of transcription by RNA polymerase II. NCBI's taxonomy places the organism in Eukaryota, Fungi, Ascomycota, Dothideomycetes, Pleosporales, Didymellaceae. The coding region runs from base 1 to 1806 and encodes 601 amino acids. Gene Ontology annotation, molecular function: DNA-binding transcription factor activity; transcription cis-regulatory region binding. The transcript is spliced from 4 exons.
AUGUCACAGCCUGUACAGGAGCAACAGCAGCCCGCAACACCCGCAGGGCCUGCUUCAGAGCAGCCUCCAUCUGCGCCUCGACCUGCAAGAUCCAAAAACGGCUGCAAUGCGUGCAGAUGGAAUCGACCUGUACCAGCACGUAGCAGCAGCAUUCUAUCGACACAAUCACUCGCUGUUGCUACACCUCAGCCGACUUCCCAGCACAUAUACAACUCCAAUGUGGCAUCCAUGGAGGGAUUUGGAAUGAAUGGCAAUGCCUUCUUUGACUUCUCUGGGCCUCUCGGUUUUGGUGCCUGGGAUGAGGCAAUGCUUCUCAGUCCUAAUUCCUGGCCCACGGAUCCUACGAUAGCAGCAGCCACCUCACACUUGGACACCGUCCCCCAGCCUAACUAUCAGUUACCGCUUGGUCAUCAGCCAUCUGGUCCACUCGUAGCACCUGCCCCAUCGACGCCUCGAACAAGCUUCCAGGCAGGGGCAGAGCGUGCCGGACAGCAACUAGAUCCAGCCUCGACAUCUCCCUUCUCACAUGAAGGCACCCAAAACGGAGCAGUUGAUGGCGAUCUUCUUGUCAAUACGUUCCUGCAAAUGCUUAUGCCGCCUAUCCUGACACCGGUGGAGAUUGGUCCAAAAUGGGCAUCCACGCGUGCUUUCUUCGGAACUAUGGCCGCAGAAGCUCCUGUGGUUCGGAGUGCGAUUAUGGCUUUCGCAGCCAUGCAAAUGCAGCGAAGCGGACUAGGUGGCGAAGCUGUGAAAACUGACUGGAGACCAUUAUACGACACUGCUGCCAGACAGCUCUCAAGUGCCCUUGCAAAGAGACGAAAAGCCGAGGGCAGCGAAACGCCCAAAAGCGGGCUCAAGCAUGUCCUAGCGUCUCUUUUCCUUCUUACCUACACUGAUUUGCUCACAGAGACCCUCCCUAGAGCACAUGCCAAUCUACGCGAAGCCUAUACGCUUAUACAAAGCGCUAACAAAAUGAGUUUCACUGUGCCAGAAAGGCGCCUGAUCUCUUGGCUACGGCUGCUCGACGCACGUGCCGUGUCUACCAAUGGAGGCGAAGGGCUGUUCCUCAUAGAUACCGAUGAGACGUUAUUCGAUGCUUCGCCUGCCGCCAAUCCUGCUUCAGAACCUGAGACCCAGGACACUGAGAUUGAGGAGAUACUCUUUGAUGUCUUAUACCACCCCGGUAUUGUUUUCUAUCAAAAGGUACAGUCGUUCGUGGGACGAAUCACUAGGAUUGACCCUUGGCACCGAAGUCGUGGGACAGUACAGGACGAGACCGAAGUGAUGGCCUUGGCUGCGCAAAUUUCGAAGGAUUUGCAUGCACUAUACGGACAGCGACCGGCCCUCAUGGAUCAUGCAGUCGCGGGCAACCUGACCGAGAAACACCUUGCGCAGAACCUAGCUGUGGCGCUUACACGAAGCUUUCGCACCUACCUCGCAAAUUACUAUGCGUCGUUCAUACACCUACACCGAGUGGCGUAUGUACAAUAUCCGAAGACGAAAGAUGUUACUACGGCCAUCGCGAACAUCAAACGUCUUUCACACCUCAUGGCGCAGACUGACGAAUCACUCCCAGUAAACUUGUUAUGGCCUCUCAUGAUUUGGGCGGCUGAAGAAGAAAGUCUGGAGGAACGACGCUGGAUCCUCGAGUCCAUCAGGGGUCUUGAGAACAUUGCUUCAAACGCAAAAGCUACUGGCGACCUUCUCGAGGAAGUGAUUCGACGACAAGACGAAGGCAAACGAAGAGUCGACAUACGGAGCGUCAGCCAAGAAUACUUUGCGAGCCACCAUUUUGCGAUUGUCUGA